AUGGCCUUGAAGAACUGGCAGCAGCACCUGGAGGCCAACAGACAUCUGAUUCUUAACCUGCGCAUACUGAAAAACAUGUUCUUUCCUCCUCUUCCCGUGCUCUUCCUCAUGGGCUCUCCCCCUCAGCAGAAGAAUUUUGAGUGCGAGCUCGUCUGGGUCCACCAGCGUAAAAUAAACCCAAGUUCUCCUGCUUCUCCAGGUCUGAUUUAUUCCACAACAUUCCUGGAGGCCCCAGCAAGAUUCCAACCGUUCUGGCCCCUUGAGCCACCAACCAGGGGCCGGACUGCACCGAAGCAGGAAGGGACUCCAGUACUGAAUGAGGCGGCAUGCCCCGCCCCCCCAACGGUUUUCCAGGUCCUCCUUCACCCCAGAGUUCCAACCGUCCGGGCAGUCUUGCCCCAACCAGACUCCAAGGAGAAGUGGACCAACUCGCCUGGCAGCUCGUCCCGACUCGUUGCAGGUAUCACUCCCUGGAUCCAUCAUGCCCGAGGAAAGAAGGCAGCGGCCUCCGCAGAUCCAGACGGUUGGCAGACAGCCUGGGACCCGACUGACCCCCUCAAGGUAAAGAUCCAGAAGACGACCCAGCAGCCCAGCCACCAGGGGAGCCUCCAGCCCGACUUGACACCCCACAGAAAUUCGCAUAUCCCCCGCUUGAGGAGUUCAGGACCUUGCUCCAGUCGCGAACCUGGAGGCCGACUGGUCAACGCACGGUGGAAGCUCGAGGAACUCAACGGGGAACAUUUGGACGCCAAAGUCUUGGUGCCACCCAAUACCAGUAAUAAUAGUGGUACUGGUGACCCUAGUGUUCUCUGUGGGUCUGAGUCAGCCGCAGGCGACUGGAACUGGGACACACAAAAUCACUCUAGCCAUAGUCUCUAUAGGUGUAGUGAGUCUAUUUGGUGGAAACUACUGCUUCUUAUAAGUGCCCCCCCCACUUUAAAAUGA
Ailuropoda melanoleuca (giant panda) is the source of this 945-nucleotide messenger RNA. RefSeq lists its product as uncharacterized. The record is from RefSeq and is a predicted model, not a curated record. Lineage: Eukaryota; Metazoa; Chordata; Mammalia; Carnivora; Ursidae. The transcript has 3 exons. Bases 1 to 945 code for a protein of 314 amino acids.